This is a messenger RNA of Cannabis sativa, 1591 nucleotides long. RefSeq names its product suppressor protein SRP40. The transcript has 6 exons. The record is from RefSeq and is a predicted model, not a curated record. Lineage: Eukaryota; Viridiplantae; Streptophyta; Magnoliopsida; Rosales; Cannabaceae. The coding region runs from base 123 to 1340 and encodes 405 amino acids. Gene Ontology annotation, molecular function: protein binding.
AAAAAAAACCCAAUGAAACCCUAAUUUAAGGUUUCUAAAAGCUAAAACCCUUACAGUUGCAGGCGGAGUGGAGUGGUUUCAUAGCUUUACAGUGAGAAGGUGAUAGUGAGAGAGGGGCUGUUAUGCCCAAAACCCUAAGUGGUGCCAAUACGCUGAGCCCCGCUCUUCUCGCUUUAAGGCCUCGCCAGGUUGCUCUCACUGCGUUAGACAUGAAGCAAGAUAAGCCUAAUGCCUCUCUCGAUAAAAAGACUCUGCUCCUUCAAUCAGUCGCAUGCUUUCUCGACCACAACGGCUUCUCCAAAACCCUCAAGAAGUUUUGCUCUGAGGCCAAAAUCCAGAUAGAUGCUUCAAAGAGCUCAUUGUUGGACUUGGAAGAAGUGUUCAACAAGUAUUUUGACAUCUGUAAUGAUGUCAAGACAGAUUUGAAGGACCAGAAAGUACAAGAGGUAAAAGUGGUGAAUUUGCUGCCUGAGGAGCCUGAAAAUAAUGAGAAAAAGAAAAAGAGGUCUAGUUCUGAAACAGAAUCAUUGCCUAGUGCAACUGAAGAACAAGUCAAAGAAUCUUCUUUGGAAGACAAAGAAGUCACUUGUUCUAGGAAAGAGAAGAAAUCCAAGGACAAGAAAAAGAAUAAGCUGUCCACUGCUGAAUCUCUUACUAAUGACAAUGAUUCCCAUACUGUAAACUCUUCUGCGUUGAAUGCUCAUGACACCUCAGUGAAAGAGAAAAGUGCCAAGUCUAAAACUAAGAAGAAAAAGAAGGAUGAUUUGGCUUUGGAAAGUUCGGGUGUGAAUUCAAAGGAUAAAAAUUUGCCUAGCACAGAUGCCAAUGCAGAUGUUACUGGCAAGGAUGAUAAAGGUUCUAAGAAAAGGAAAAGAUUGGUUUCUGAAGAUAAUGAUUUGAAGCCAGAAGAUAAAAUAGAGGUUGAUGAAUCAAAACGCAGAAAGACUAAGGAUGUGGAGGACUCUAAAGGGAGCAAGGAGCUUAAUGGACAUGAAAAUGGGAACAUUGAUGAAAGUGCUGAGAAGCCUUCCAUGCAGAAAACCAAAAAGAAACAACUUAAUGGCUCAGCUGAGCCAAAAACUGUUAAUGCAUUUCAAAGAGUAAAAGUAGAGGAAGUGGUUUUUACUGAUGAGAGGCUCAAGGACAACUCUUACUGGGCAAAGGAUGGUGCGGAUAGUGGUUAUGGUGCCAAGGCACAAGAAGUUCUUGGGCAAGUUAGGGGGAGGUAUGUUUUAUUAUGUGGCCACUGUAGGCUGUCUAAAUUCUUUUAUCAUUUGUUGUUUUCCAUCGAGGUUGGGGAGAAUGGAAAUUUGAUGCUAAGCAAAUACAGCCUAGAGUAAAUCACAAAUGGAUUUUUCUAUAGCUACUUUUGUAGGACUUCAUUUGUCUGAUUUUUUCCUUCUUUCUGUACCGUUUGAAAGGUCAUGUUUACAACACUUGCUACGAGUUUUAGAUAUUUUUAUGGGGUACCUAUUAGAGGUUCAUCUUUCAGUUUAAGGUUUUAAGACUUCAUUCAGACACUACAAAGAUUCAAAUUUCGAAAGAAACUACGUGAAAAAGGAUAAUUUAAUGUUGAGGGUGACUGGAAGAA